UACUCUUCUUUUUCCCAAUUUACAGAUUUGCUUGAAGUCAAUAUUGGGUGUUUCUGGCUAUAACAUGGACUGCAUGGAAGCUUCUGAGAAUUGUUUGAAUCCACUCAGAUCGAUGACAAUUUAUCUCAAACAAGUGGGUUUGAGACUCUGGUGUGGCUUUUGAGGUAGUUGGAGGUUCUGCUUCAUUUUUUUUUCAGUUGCUGCUGAGUUGCAGGCUUUUUACCCAGAUGGGUCUUGGUUUAUUCGGUUCCAUUCUGGUUUUUGCCCUCUUCUGCAGGCAAAUUGUUUGUCAGAAACCCAAUACAGAUGGGUUCUACAUCUACGAUUUCUUGCAGAAAACGGGUGUAAUAUCUUCAGAAGCUAACAAUAUCUCUGCUUCUGUUUGUUCAUGGCAAUGGGUCUUCUGUGAUUACCAUCAAGAAAAUGUCAUUGGGUUAGUGGCCUCUGAUUUGGGCAUCUCUGGUUUCAUCCCUGAUAACACUAUUGGAAAGCUCAGCAAGCUUGAAUCUUUGGAUCUGAGCAACAACAAAAUCACUGGAUUGUCUUCUGAUUUCUGGGGUUUAGGGAGUAAUCUGAAGACUCUUAACCUCUCGUAUAACCAGAUUUCUGGGUCCAUUCCUAGUAAUGUCGGCAACUUCGGGGCACUACAAAGCCUCGACCUUUCCUUCAACAGCUUCUCCGGCGAGCUGCCUGCAUCUGUCAGCUCUCUAUUGAGCCUUCAGGUUCUCAAAAUUGAUCGAAAUCAGUUCAUUGGUAGCAUUCCUUCUGGGUUUCUGAACUGCCAAUCGCUGGUCUCUAUUGACCUUUCAUUCAAUCUGCUGAAUGGAACUCUUCCAUAUGGUUUUGGUUCUGCUUUUCCAAAGCUCAAAACUUUGAACCUUGCUGGAAAUGAGAUUCAUGGCAGGUCUGAGGAUUUUGUUGGGCUCCAAUCAAUCACUUAUCUUAAUAUUUCUGGGAACCUGUUUCAGGGUUCUGUGAUGAAUGUGUUUCACGAGCCACUAAAAGUUAUCGACCUUAGUCAGAAUCAAUUUGAAGGACAAAUCUCCCAGGUACACUCCAAUUCCAGCUUCAACUGGUCUCGUUUGGUUUUUCUUGACAUGUCUGCAAAUAAAUUCAGCGGAACCUUCUUCCAGGAUUUGAAUAAAGCCCAAAAUCUCAGGCACCUUAAUCUUGCAUACAAUAGGUUUUCCAACCAAGAAUUCCCACAAAUUGAAAAGUUACCUGCUCUAGAGUAUCUUAAUCUGUCCCAAACUGGUCUGACAGGGAGCAUUCCCCCUGCAAUCUCACAAUUGGGUAGCUUACGUACCCUAGAUCUUUCUGGAAACCAUCUCACUGGUCGAAUUACUUAUCUUGACAUCUACAAUCUGCAAGUUCUUGAUGUCUCACAGAACAAUUUAACUGGGGAAAUCCCAUAUUCUAUACUGCUGAAACUACCCAAGAUGCAAAAUUUCAACUUCUCUUACAACAACUUUACCCUCUGCGCUUCGCAAUUCUCUCCUGAGACCCUUGAGUCUGCAUUCAUUGGAUCACUAAACAGCUGCCCCAUUGCUGCAAACCCAAAUCUCUUCAGAAGAAAAACCACCACACAUAAUGGACUUAAGCUUGCUCUAGCUAUAUCCCUUGCCCUUGUCUGUUUGCUGGUAGGGUUGCUCUGCCUAGCCUUCGGGUGUAGAAGGAAAUCUAGAAUGUGGGUAGUUAAGCAACAGUCAUACAAAGAAGAUCAGAACAUCUCCGGUCCAUUCUCGUUUCAGACUGAUUCAACUACUUGGGUUGCUGAUGUAAAGGUUGCGACAUCAGUCCCCGUAGUAAUUUUUGAGAAACCUUUGCUGAACUUCACCUUUGCAGACCUCUUAUCCGCAACUUCAAAUUUUGAUAGGGGAACUCUGUUGGCAGAAGGGAGAUUUGGGCCUGUUUAUAGAGGACUCCUACCUGGAGGUAUCCAUGUAGCUGUAAAGGUUUUGGUACAUGGAUCCACCAUGACUGACCAAGAAACUGCAAGGGAGUUCGAAUACCUUGGUCAGAUAAGACAUCCAAAUCUUGUUCCCUUGACAGGAUAUUGUUUAGCUGGAGAUCAGAGGAUCGCAAUCUAUGAUUACAUGGAGACUGGAAAUUUACAGAAUUUACUUCAUGAUCUACCGCUUGGGGUUCAAACAACAGAGGAUUGGAGCACAGAUACAUGGGAUGAAGAUAAUAAUAAUGCAAUUCAAAAUGUUGGUUCUGAAGGGAUACAGACAACUUGGAGAAUUAGGCACAAGAUUGCACUAGGAACAGCACGAGCUCUGGCCUUCCUUCACCAUGGUUGCUCCCCUCCAAUAAUCCACAGAGAUGUUAAAGCUAGCAGUGUUUAUCUUGAUUCAAAUUGGGAACCGAGGCUAUCGGACUUCGGAUUGGCUAAGAUUUUUGGAAAUGGUCUAGAGCAUGAGAUGGUUCUUGGUUCACAGAGGUAUGCACCUCCAGAAUUUUCUCAGCCAGAAGCAGGUUCUCCAACACCAAAAUCAGAUGUAUAUGGAUUUGGAGUUGUUCUAUUUGAAUUGAUUACAAGGAAACAACCUAUAGGAGAUGAUUACCCUGAUGGACAAGAUUCAAAUUUGGUUAGCUGGGUGAGAACACUGGUCAGAAAGAAUCAAGGUUUAAUUGCAAUUGAUCCAAAAAUUCGAGGCAUGGGGCCAGAAACCCAAAUGGAAGAGGCUCUAAGAAUUGGGUAUUUGUGUACAGCUGACCUUCCAUCAAAGAGGCCAAGUAUGCAUCAGAUUGUAGGGCUCCUUAAAGACAUUGAGCCUGUCUAGCAUUGAUGAUGGAGAAACAAAAGAAAGCUGCUGGAUGUAUUUCUUUCCUUUUCAUGUUUUCCUCUGCUCUUUUACAAGAGUUUCCUUAUGCUUAGCAUGGGAGGAUAUGUACAGUAUCCCUGAGAUUCUGCUUUGAACUUGGAUUCCCCCCCCCCCCCCGUGUCUCCCCCUUUUUCUUUGCUUUUUCAUGUUUUUGCCCACACAUUGAUGUUAGGAUGAAAACUUAAAAUUUCACAGUAUACACAGAGUUUGAUCCUUAAGAUGUC
Telopea speciosissima is the source of this 3052-nucleotide messenger RNA. Its product is annotated as probable LRR receptor-like serine/threonine-protein kinase At2g24230. Gene Ontology annotation, molecular function: protein kinase activity; ATP binding; protein binding. The transcript has a single exon. Lineage: Eukaryota; Viridiplantae; Streptophyta; Magnoliopsida; Proteales; Proteaceae. Bases 228 to 2786 code for a protein of 852 amino acids. Gene Ontology annotation, biological process: protein phosphorylation. The record is from RefSeq and is a predicted model, not a curated record.